Molecule: messenger RNA, 1410 nt
Organism: Didymella exigua CBS 183.55
Lineage: Eukaryota; Fungi; Ascomycota; Dothideomycetes; Pleosporales; Didymellaceae
Product: candidapepsin-4 precursor
Exons: 2
Coding region: 1-1410 (469 amino acids)
Biological process (GO): proteolysis
Molecular function (GO): aspartic-type endopeptidase activity
Source: RefSeq, a predicted model, not a curated record
AUGAAGUACUCCACAUUUGCUGCUGCCCAGUUGGUGUCGUCAGCGGCUGCGCUGAAGCUGGCGUCACGAGAGAGCCCCAGAGUAGUCGGCCUCGACAUCCAGCGCAGAAUCGUCGACGACCCCAUUGCCCACGACCAGCUGCGCAGGAGAGGCACCGUCCAGCAGACGCUCGACAAUCUAGAGACUCUUUACUUCGCGAACGCAACCCUUGGCACACCAGAGCAGACGUUCCGUCUGCAUAUCGACACAGGGAGCAGCGACCUGUGGGUCAACUCGUACAAGUCGAGCCUGUGCACAGAGCGCGGCAACCAGUGCGGCGACUCUGGCACGUACAACGCAAACGAGUCGUCGACAUAUGAGUUUGUCAACAAUGCCUUCAACAUCUCGUACGUCGACGGCUCGGGCGCCUCGGGCGACUACGCGACCGACACGUUACGCUUCGGCGGACAGACAAUACAAAACAUGCAGUUCGGCAUUGGAUACACGUCGAGCUCGCCAGAGGGCAUCCUCGGCAUUGGCUACAUGAUCAAUGAGGUGCAGGUCAACCGCUUCAAUCUGGACGAGUACCCCAACCUGCCGCAGAAGCUGAAGAACGACAAGGCCAUCAGCGCCAACGCAUAUUCGCUGUGGCUGAACGACCUCGACGCCUCGACGGGCAGCAUUCUCUUCGGCGGCGUCGACACAGACAAGUACAGUGGCACGCUCAGCACGCUGCCCAUCAUCCAAGAGCAGGGCGUCUAUGCCGAGUUCAUCAUUGCCCUCACUGACAUGGGCGUUGGCAGCAACAAGACGUCGCUGUUCUCCAACUCGAACGUUGCCGUGCUCCUGGACUCCGGCUCCUCGCUCAUGUACCUCCCCGACGCCGUCGCGACGGCCUUGUACACGCAGUUCAACGCCCGCUACGACUCGCGCCAGGGCGCUGCCUUUGUCGACUGCGACCUCGCCAACCAGGAUGGAUCGCUCGAGUUUGGCUUCAGCGGCGUCACCAUCUCGGUCCCCUACAACGAGCUCGUCAUCACCGCAGCCGUCAGCCGCGGCCAGCCUGUGUGCAUCCUCGGCAUCGGCCCCGCCGGCAGCAGCGUGUCCGUCCUCGGCGACACGUUCCUGCGCUCCGCAUACGUCGUGUACGACCUCGACAACAACGAGAUCUCGCUCGCCCAGACCAACUUCAACGCCACCAGCUCCAACGUCAAGGAGAUCCAGGCCGGCGCCUCGGGCGUGCCCGGCGCCAGCGUCGUCGCCAACGCCGUCUCCACUGCUGCGGUCGGCACCGGUGGACCGCGCGUCAACAGCCCGUCCGUCACGGGCACAGGCGCCGCCUCGACGGGCGCUGCGAUGGCCAUGGCGACUGCUGCGCCGUGGCUGGCCGGCGCCGGCGCCGCGAUGCUAAUGGGCUUCAACGGCUUCUGA